This is a messenger RNA of Larimichthys crocea (large yellow croaker), 4029 nucleotides long. RefSeq names its product syndecan-2. Lineage: Eukaryota; Metazoa; Chordata; Actinopteri; Sciaenidae. The transcript has 5 exons. Gene Ontology annotation, cellular component: membrane; cell surface. The coding region runs from base 215 to 1075 and encodes 286 amino acids. The record is from RefSeq and is a predicted model, not a curated record. Gene Ontology annotation, biological process: cell migration.
GUCCAAACAACUUUUCCAGAGAAACUCCACAUCGCUGCCACAACGCGUCCAGGAGCCGAAGUGCUGAGAUUUAACAAAGCGAAAGACGAGCACCUCAGAUAAAAAACGUGUCGAGGAAUAAGCGGGACGACAUUAAUUUGCUUUUGAGUCUAUUUCCUCCAAUAUAUAUUUAUAUUUUUCCUUCCGACUGCCGUUUCUGUUUGGGAAGUUAAAGAUGUGGAGUCUGAGGUUGUUGUUCCUCGUCGGGCUGGCGACUGGGUUUAUCAGUGACAAACUCUUUGUGUCCUCCCAGUCACCCCACUCCACGACAGAUGAUAUGUACCUAGAGGGUCAAACAUCAGGUGACCUCCCUAUAGAUGAUGAAGAUCGUGAAAUUGACGGUUCUGGAGGCUCUGGAUCUGGAGACUACAUUUUCACCCACUUGACGGAUGAAGAGGAGAGACUCAUGAGGUUCCUUAACUUCUCCAGGACCACAGUCUCCAAAGAAAUGGUUCCAAGUCAGCCACAGCCAACAGCAAACUCUCCUCAUGAACCACCAACCACAGCAGCAGAAAGCCAGGAUACACCAACCACAAUGAAGGACACCAAGAAAACUACAUUCAUAUUCCCUGAAGGGGAUAAGAAGGUCGUAGAUGUUGGACCAACAGCUGACUUCUUCACAGAGAGUACCAGCUCCACCAGCAUGCCUCCCACUGAAACUACUGCAAGCAAAUUCAGUGUAACCAAAGAUACAGAGGAGGACAACAGUCUGGAUAGGUGGGACGUCUCAACACCCAAGGACAUUGAAGAUGUCCAGAUUGUAGAAUUCGAAAAUGGAAUUAUGGCGGGAAAUGGCGUCAGGAUAUAUGACGUGGACUCUCCCGAAGAGGUGACCUCUGAGAAUCUGUGGGAGAGGACGGAAGUGCUGGCAGCGGUGAUAGCAUGUGGAGUGGUUGGAUUCCUCUGUGCUGUUUUCCUCCUCCUUCUCCUCGCCUACCGUAUGAAGAAGAAGGACGAAGGUAGCUAUGACCUGGGAGACACCAAACUUUCCACAACAACCUAUCACAAAGCGCCCACCAAGGAGUUCUACGCCUGAACAAACCUAUAGGGGCUUUAAAUGGAAUCUGUCUCCUCCCCAAUCAGGACUGAGAAUGGAUGGGAUCCAUAAACAACUAAGAUGAUUUCUCUUUGAGUUUGAAGUUUGAAGUCAGACAUCUCUGUGUUUCUGCAGUGCUCCUUUUUUUUUCUUUCAUCCUUUCCUACCUUCUGUUAUCCAUUUACAUCUCUAUAUGUGUUGUUUGUGAAGAGGAGGUCAGUAGAGAACAAAUAGGACUAUUAAAAUACAUUCCUAUCAUUCCACUCUAGGAAGGGAGUUAGACAUUAAAUUCACAUCCUAAAUUUUAAGAAAGGAAUCAUGUCUAGACUGUCACAAUGAGACGGAACUAGUCAACUUCAGAGUAUUGACAACACUGCCUUUAGACCCACAUUACUUCCAAGCUGAACUACUCUGGGCAGGUCUUUGUUCUGCAAUACAGACCAAUCGAUCGUCCCGUUUAGCAGAACUACUGCCUGAACUGUCGCAGCUUAUCUUAUCAGUGUCGAGAAAGUUCACAAAAACGUAUAAUUAGCCUUAAUGCAUCUUGAAUGCUGUUAAUAGAAACAGUACCACAUAUGGGACUAGUAUUACGAAAGGCCUACAAAAAUUAAAACCCUUUGCCUUUGUUUGAGGUCAAAUUUGUUGACAUUUUUCAUUGUUACAUUUCAUUUUCUGUAUGCUUUGUUUGCUGAAUUGAACAUUUUUUUGUUGUUAUGAGAAAUGAAUAUGAUUUUUUCAAUAUGCUGUCCAGUAUUGUUAUGAGAGAUUGUUACUCUGCAGGUACAUUUUUGUUGUUUUUUCAUAGAUAUUUGACACUUAUAGAGCUGACCAAAUAUAAAUGUGCUUUAUUUGUCUUUUUGGGAGAAUUACUUUUAGUAGCUUUUACAAUGUGUUUUGAUGUUUAGAGAUUAUAUUUCCAUAAGCCAUUUUUAAAAUGGGAUUUCAGUCCUUUUAUCAUUCUAUUCAUUCAGUAGACAGUAAAAGUCCCUCAACCUUGCAUCUGUCCAACAUUAGUAAUAUUUUCAGGGUUUUCUCAGAUUUUAUUUGGUGACUGAGCGCAGCAUUGUGCGGACAGGAUUGCAAAGGUAGAGCCAAGGCUAACGACUAUAAUUCAGAAACCGUAGAGGUGACCAACGUUAUCUGACGACAGCCAAAGAACAUUCCUUUCAGACUGUCAACUCUUUACAGCUACAAUAGCAGGUUUGAACUUAAAGGGACAGUGAUGGCAUUUAGUGUUUUUCUUACAACAUACAGUGUCCGGACUUGGAGAGUUAAAAUUAUAGACAUCUUUGUUUAACUCUCAACGUAACUAACUGGAUUAUCCCAAAUCAGGAAUUUGUUCUUAAUUUCAAGUAGUUACAGUGCCACUGCCGGUUUCUUCUUAUCUUUCUUUACCUCAACCAGCCAACCAAAGAAGCAGUGGACAUGUUUAGAGACUUUUAGGAGACAGUCAACAGCAAUGACAAUGGGGUCAGAUUCUUUUUUGGUAGCACAGUAUUAUUACUUGUAUACCACCUGUCAAAUAAAAUAUAUAUAUACUUUUUCCCCCCUAUAUAUAGUCACUAGCUGCCUACUGCUUAAUAUGUGUCAAAGAACAAUACUUUUCACAUCAGCCUCUUAUUAAAAUGGUGUAAAUGACUUGGUGACCUUAUAGUCUUUAUCAAAAGGUCAAUUACAUUUUUUUUUUCAAUCAGCUUUGGUGAUCAAGAUGACUGGGAUCACUGGUUGAUACAUACAGAGAAGUAGUUGAACUAGAGGACUAGACCUGCCCCCAUACACCCACACAUUCUCAGUGAAAUAGGUUUCACAAUGUUUUUUUUUUUCAGUUGCUCUUUGAGUAUUGAAUUUGAGUUUAAUAACGAAUAUUAAAUUGAUAUAGGCAAUUCUUUAUCGGAUUGUAAUGUCAGUUUUUGUUUGUUUCUAGUAUAUCCUGUGUCAGAAGUCACUGCUGUUAUCAGCGGCAGUUUCUGUGUCUAUUGACAUUUUGAUUCACAGUUGAUGUGUGUGAGGCUAAGUUUUUUUUGUCUUUUAAUUGAGGCUACUUAAUAGUGUUUACAUGAAAUAAUUCCUUUGCCAUAUUAGAAAUUACUAUUUUAAAGCUAUUCUAUUUUGUCUAAAUGCAAAUGCAAACUACCUAUUCAUUAUGGCUGGAAUAAACAGGGCGACCUUUUCACUAACCCACUGUGACUUACUGUUAAAACAUGAAAUUUGUCACUUGAAUCCUCAGUGCCUCACAAUACAUUUUAUGCAUUAAUUUACAAGAUAGGUGUCAUGCUUUGACCUUCGAGAACAGAAUAGUUUUGGGAGAAACUCUUUACAUUUCUGUUGAUAUAGACAACAGAAAUGUCUGACAUAAACCAUACCCAUAGGGUUAAGACAACAGGUUAGCACUUGCUGGCAAUCCAACAGGUGCUGACACGCAAUAACCUUUCUCUUCUAGGAUUUCUAUAAUGUUUAUACAGUAUGUUGAUGAUACUAUAAUUUAUGUGUAUUAAUUUAUACUUGUUUAGACCAUAAUCCAGGUAAUAUGUCAGUAAAUUGGUAUUGUACAGUAUUUACACAUGGUCAAAGCCUCUUUGUGCCUACUGCUCAGUUUGUUUUAUAUUUAUGUUUUUAGUGUAUUUGACAAGCCUUGGUUCAAUUCAGUUUCAAUUUCAUUAUCAGUUGUCUAGCUUUUUUGAAAUACUUUUUUUCAUAUGAAUACAUUAAUAAAUGAUUAUAGUAGGAUAAGUUCUUUGUAAAUAUAUAGCAGCUUUAAUUUUCAUUUUAAUCGAAAUUGAAUAUGAAUUCACUGAAGCCUUGAUUUUAACAAAUUAACACCUACAAAAUGGAGGGGACCAACCAAAAAUCUAGAAAAUAGUGACAUAAGCAGAGGUGGCCAAUAGAGAGCUAUGUUGCUGAAAUGGUGUAUCUCAUGAGGUUCACUACUGAAUAAAGAUGUGGCUUUAAUGCAA